AUGUCGACCCCCUCCUCCGGCUCCUCCACCCCCAACCCGCGCUUCAAGCCCCAAGCCAAAACCGCCGAGGACAUCCUCUCCAACCAAACCGUCGGCCUCGUCAACCUCUCCGACUUCCGCAAGCGCCGAGCGGAGGCUAUCGAGCAGAAAGAGCGCGAUGCCCAGGAAUCGCUACUAGGCAGUAGUCGCGGCGGCUCUGGUGCUGCUACGCCCGUCGCGGGCUCGGGUGGCUCUACCCCCUCUGAACCUCCUAAGAAGAAACCGAAGCGCAAAGCUGGCACUCCGAAGCUGAGUUUUGGCGUCGACGAUGAAGAAGAAGGCGAUUUCAACAACUCAAAUAAACCAACCCCCAAAAACGGCGCAGAGUCGCGUUCACAAAGCGGAUCCCCCGCACCUUCAAGCGAUGCAGCACCAAAGCGCAAAUUUGCAGCCAACACUUCCAUCGGUGCCUUGCCCAAAGCGCUAACGAAGCGCUCGCUCCUCCAAGAGUCGCAGGCGCGCGAGGCGCUACGGAAAGAGUUCCUGGGGCUACAAGAACGUGUCAAGGCAGCGCCGAUCGCGAUACCCUUCGUCUUCUACGAUGGGAGUAAUGUCCCCGGCGGAGUGUGCAGAGUAGCAAAGGGCGAUUUCGUGUGGAAAUUCCUUGAUGGGAGUCGCAAGGUCGGGGCGGAGGUAGGAGCCGGGGUGGGUGGAGAGGCGGGGAAGGGAGAUGCGAAGGCGAGGAGGGAGUGGGCGAAGGUGGGGGUGGAUGAUUUGAUGAUGGUUAGGGGGGAGAUUAUUAUUCCACCGCAUUACGAUUUCUACUACUUCAUCAUCAACAAAACCCUCGGCCCCAACUCCCGCCUCCUCUUCGACUACAGCGCCGAAGCACCCCCCGACACCACCCCCUCCGCCGCGACACCCAGCGAUGAGAUCCCUGAGAACUAUAACCCCCUCUCGCGGCCCUCGAACAACAAAUCCACCACCACCACUGCUGCGAUACCCAUCGCGGACUUGGAUGGCGCGAAUGACGAUCCGACGUUUACGAAGGUGGUGGAUCGGAGGUGGUAUGAGAGGAAUAAACAUAUUUAUCCGGCGAGCGUGUGGCAGGAGUUUGAUCCGGAGAAGGAUUAUCAGGCGGAGGUUAAGAGGGAUGUGGGGGGGAAUGCGUUUUUCUUCUCGUAGGGCGGGGGAGAGGAUGCGGCGGGGGAAGGAGGUGAUUGAAUUGAGAAUGGUUCGGGGCGGGGAAAAGUAGAGAAUUAUAUAGGCUGG
This is a messenger RNA of Pseudogymnoascus verrucosus, 1251 nucleotides long. RefSeq lists its product as uncharacterized. The transcript has 3 exons. The record is from RefSeq and is a predicted model, not a curated record. The coding region runs from base 1 to 1164 and encodes 387 amino acids. Lineage: Eukaryota; Fungi; Ascomycota; Leotiomycetes; Thelebolales; Thelebolaceae. Gene Ontology annotation, cellular component: nucleus. Gene Ontology annotation, biological process: chromatin organization.